This is a messenger RNA of Malaya genurostris, 2890 nucleotides long. RefSeq lists its product as uncharacterized. Bases 529 to 2628 code for a protein of 699 amino acids. Lineage: Eukaryota; Metazoa; Arthropoda; Insecta; Diptera; Culicidae. The transcript has 7 exons. The record is from RefSeq and is a predicted model, not a curated record.
ACGGGUGGAACGAAAGAUCAUAGGCACUAACUGUAUGUCGUAGUAUUGUGGUAAUUUAGUGGUUGUGCUCAGAACAUCGUACGUACGUUUCCUCCUUCUCCUCUUUGAUCAUAAACAGGCAUAAUUGUGCUAACUCGAAACCAUCAUAACUUGACUAGCCACUGCUCGAGACGGUUGUUUUUGUGUUUAUUUUGGUGUAGGCCCCGUCGAAUUAGCCGCCGUUUUUCAAAGUUCCAAACGGAUAUAUAUCAGCGAAAUUAGUGAAGUGAUGUCGUAACCACCGUCGUUAGGUUACUCAUUUCUUUCGCCAACUCAUUAGCGAAUCGAUUGUAGUGUUUCGAGUGUGACAACGACAAAAUCGAACGGCCGAAAGUGGUUCAAAGUUAUUCGACCUUCAAUUUCAAAGCAAAGCAAAGGCUCUUCUCGAGCCAUCCGACAUUGGCAGUUCGUUCAAGGCUAGAGCUAGCUGCAAAAACCGUACCGAAAAAAGACAACCACCGACCGGGUCAUGCUUCCUAUCGCACGACGAUGAGAUUAACAAAGAGAUACUCAACAAGUGAUCGUGGCGACACUUCCGUCACUACUUCCAGUGGUAGCACAAAACUGGGCCCGUCUCUACUGGCCACCGUCGUCAGUCUGGUGCUAAUCACUCUCACUUACAAUGCACGCCCAGUGCGAACGGAAGUUACGGUGGCCAGCGUUAUUUCGGUGCUUCAACUCGGCAAGGAAGUAAUAUCCAGCAUCAUCGAAACAUGGGAUCUGGUCGAGGAGGUCGGCGACAUACAUUUGCCAUUCAAGCGCAACAAAGAUGAGAAGAUUCUCAAGAAGAUGUACGAACUUAGCCAGCAGAUUGCUGAUAGUGAAAAUCAGUUCGUCAACACUGCUCAGUUCACGGUGCAGACGCUGCUGAAACAGUUGGCGAUCGAUUCCCGGCUGGAAAAUCAACUGCAGGAGUUGGCCGAUCUGAUGAAUCGGGUCAGCCACCGAGAACUGGUAAUGCGAUCGUACGUCGAAUCAGACGAAAAGGUCGAACAGCUCACGCUGGAAUCAUUCAGCCGGAGCACCGUGGCCCACGAAGUCAACAGUGUGCCGGAACUGGUGGCCCGUAUCGAUUUGCUGGUGUACGGAUCGCGGGAUCUACCGUUCAAGAAACCGGGCCUGCUGGAGCUGCUGUACUAUGCUACCGAGGAAGCAAAAUCCACGAUAUGCAGCUUCGGAUUGUCGGCCCAGCAGGUGCUUUACCAACUAUACAAUGCGAUCUCGAUCACAGAGCUGAAGGGCUAUUCUAUGAUGCAGUUUUCGUGGAUGCUGUUGAAAGCAUACGGAAAAGGUAACUUCACCGCGGAGGCCAAACUGAUGCGACGGCGCUUCGAGGACCGUACCAGCCGAACGCAGAUGUUGUUGCAACGGGUGAUGCAGCAAGCAAGCCGCGAGUACUGGCGUUGUGAUCCGGAGCGGAACCAACAGAAGGAAGGUGAAACGUUCCUGCAGUUGACCCGACUGUUGCAGGGCUACGUCGAAAAUGAGGUCGACAUGAACACCGACAACACCUGCAAGGAGAACUGUGCCCACUACAGUUGGGGUGUGAAGCAGGAACAGUGCUACAAGGAUCUGUACUGUUCGAAGCAACCAAAGUGUGCAGGAAAAAUCUACAACUGCGAGUACAUGGAUUCCGACAUGUGGAUCUGUCCGUCGGCGACCAGCAGCGACCGGCGGUACGAUUAUAUUGAGUACGAGAAUGGGAUGGUGCUGGGCCAGAAAAAGCACUGUACCCGCGGAACGACCAAGGUCGACUCGUGGUGGCGUUGGUUGUUCUGGCAUUGUAGCUACUGUUUCUGUCUGUGCGACGACGCUGGUCCCCGUUCGGAUCGACACAUAAACAUGAAGGAAUCGGUAUCGGAUGUGAUGAAUAACAAAGUCGUAACCGGAAUGCGAUUUGUCAAAAAGAAUCGCAUUAUUCACCUGGUAAUUCAGCAGGGAACACUUCUGCCGAGAGGGCAGAUCGACAACACCACAUUGGAGUGGGUGGAAGCGGAAAAUUACAACAUUUUGUCAGCGAAUGUUCGCAACGGCCGGGACUAUCACACGCUGAGUUACGACAAUCGAAUCCUGGACCUUGACGACGUAGAAGUUCAGCCAUCGUACGUUCUGACGGGUGUUCGAUUCCGGCUGUUGGGCACUCAUCUCAACCUGGAGAUUCGAAUGACCGAAAUGGACUUCGGCACAGGCAAGCUGGUGGAUCCCGACAAAAGCAUCUGGAUCGGAAGCGACAAAACGGAACACAGUGAAGAUAAGAGAACCGAACUCAAAUUAGACCGACCGCACGUACCAUUGCUGACCCCAUCGAAGUCAAUCCCGGACUCGGUCAGCAAUCAAUUCAUUCGUUUCCGUGAGAGUGAUCGCGGUAUGGACGCAGCUCAGACGACGGUACCGUUCUUCGAUGCACAGCCGGUGGUUCCGACCAAACCCGUUCCGCUGGCCGGGGCCGGGCUGUUCCACAAGGGGCGACCCAAAUUUGGUGGCUUCAUUGCACCCAAAGUGCUAACGUACGAUUUUGGACCGCACGUUCAGGCACCGAUCGAGCAGUUGGAUGGCGAGGAGAACCGGCGACAGCAGCGGACAGGUUGAACUGUCAGUGGCCGAUACCGAGACGACGUACAGCGGCGGGGAGAGGGGGAAAAGGAAGUGUACUGUUGUCUUGAAACUACUACCAAACUACUGAGAACGGGCGUGAAUCGUUUAGUCUAUAAUAUAACCUCGGAAGUAGGUCCCUGAGGGAAGCCCGAGAACAAAUUGAGCGACAUAAAAUUAUCUCGUUUGUAUUAUUAUUACUACUACUACGUAGAGCUCCGUGCUAAUAAAAAAACCAUGAUCUAUACCAUAAACAUAA